CACAAUGUAAGGAAAAAAGAAAAUACACCUUUCUAGCCAUUGGGUGAGAGGGUUUGUAUGUUAAUUGCCAGUAUAUAAUGGGUUCAAAAUUCUCUUGGAACAGCAUUGAGUUGACAUCUGAGCAGUGAAGUAAACAUGGGGAAGGUAAAGAUUUUCUUUUUUGGUUACCCAAUUAGUACCAAAACUGACUCAACAAUGAAUGCAUAGCCAUUGAACAACGUGAUUCAUAAAUUAUCACUAGACCCGACAUUCUCAGAUAAGAGAUCAAGAACCUGCACUGGUAAAGGAUUUAGCCAGCUGUGUUCCAAAUAGAAUGUGUUGGUAUUCCUUGAGGUUAGGUUUGAUAAGUAACGCUUUAGAUCAAGGAUGCCUUGAAGACCAAUCUUCAUUAAAAAAACUAUGUUCAUAUGUAAAUUUAGUGUUUGUUUUCCACAUUUGUUUUCCUGCAGAUCACUUUUUAUGAAGACAGGAACUUUCAAGGGAAGUCCUAUGAGUGUUCUGGUGAUAACGCUGACCUACAUUCAUUUUUUGCCCGCUGCAAUUCCAUCCGUGUAGAAAAUGGCUGUUGGGUGAUCUAUGAACGCUCCAACUAUAUGGGACAUCAAUACUUUCUGAAGAAGGGGGAAUACCCAGAUUACCAGAGCUGGCUGGGUUUUAAUGACUGCAUAAGAUCUUGCCACUCAAUCCCACAAGUGAGUCAAACAAGGAUGGGUUUGGAAUUUAUGUUAUCGGCUUCAGCUUUGCUCAUUUUGUAAGAAUUCCUUGAAUUUCUGGUAUGGCAAUAUUAAACAAAAAGGGAUAGAAUAAAAAAAAAAGGAAAAAGAAGAAUGUGGAUUUUUGUAUCAUACUUUAUUUUUAAAUCUUUGAAAAUGUGGGUCCAAAUUAUGAAUCCAGUUUAUUAUGGAUAAAGUAUGCCUAUAAUUACAUAUAAAAACUCUCAUUUCGGCACUGUAUAUUAAAUACAGUACAUUUCAAAUACUUACUAACACGCUAUUAUAAAAGGGGUAGCAAAUACCAUAUGCGAUAAUUUUUAAUCAAUUCCUCACAACAUUCGUUGAUAGUAAUUUAGUUUUCAUUAUCAAUUGAAUGUUCAUGUGAUAAUAGUGAAUAGUGAAGUUUUUAUUUUUUAUUUUUUCUUCAAAUAUCAAUAAAGGAGAAAUAAUUGAUACAAAACCCAGAAACGUCAUUUGUUUUUAAUAAACAUGAUUACACAAGUCACUCCCAGAAUGAUAGUUUGUUUAAGUCCUUAGCAUUAUUAUUGGAUUUGUUUUUAUAGCAAGAAAUGGUUAUAGUAUAGAAUGGUAAGCAAAAAUAAGAAAAUAGACAGUACAAAUGAGCUGUCUUUGAAAUCUUGAUUAUGCUAAUUUAAAACAAGUUAUUUUUUUCUCCAAUUAUUAAAUUUCUCCUCUAUUCACCUCCGAUACAGCACCAUGGACCUUACAGAAUAAGGCUCUACGAUAGAGAGGAGUUCCGUGGUCAGAUGAAAGAGUAUGUUAACGACUGCUCUAACAUCUUUGAGAGUUUCAAUGCACGUGAUGUCCUGUCCUGCAAUGUUCUGGAUGGCUAUUGGAUCUUCUAUGAGGAAUCUGGCUUCAGAGGAAAUCAGUACUUCCUGAGACCUGGUGAAUAUAGGAGAUACACCAAUUGGGGAUCCACAAAUCCUAAAGUUGGCUCUAUAAAACAAAUUGUAGACUUUUAUUAAAAAUGUGAUAUGUAAAAGUGUAUAUUUCACUUAAGAAAAAUAAAAUUUGUAACAAAGAUCUUUUCUACAGCAUUAAUAUAGAAUUAAUACCACGCAUCAUAAAAAUACACACCUUUGCACAAAUAUGUAGCUUGUUUAAUGAUAAGUGAUUAUAUAGGAUUAUUCUUUUUACAAAAGUUACCUUUACAUAAUGCAUUUAAAAGUUUUACCUCAAAUAGAUCAGGGCUGGGCUUUGUUUUUCCAGGUCAAUGCUCUUAACAUGCUCUCAAAAAUAUCAUUACUCAUACCUACGGGUUUGAGUAUUGAGUAUCGAAUUAUAUCUUCCUAGGUUAAAACAAAAAUUAUGAAAAUUAACGGUGGGAUGAAUGACACUAUAAUUGUUAAACAUUGAGUGAGAUUAAAUCUUAUUACAAUAAAUGUGCCACAGCAAGGACACUCAGAAGAAAGACUUACAAAUGUAUACAGUUCAUUGGGACAAAC
This is a messenger RNA of Pelobates cultripes (western spadefoot toad), 2182 nucleotides long. The record is from the annotation of a GenBank genome assembly. NCBI's taxonomy places the organism in Eukaryota, Metazoa, Chordata, Amphibia, Anura, Pelobatidae.